This is a messenger RNA of Knipowitschia caucasica, 855 nucleotides long. The record is from the annotation of a GenBank genome assembly. Lineage: Eukaryota; Metazoa; Chordata; Actinopteri; Gobiiformes; Gobiidae.
AUGCCCAGUGACAAGACCAUCGGAGGAGGCGACGACUCGUUCAACACCUUCUUCAGCGAGACUGGAGCUGGGAAGCACGUGCCCAGAGCUGUGUUCGUGGACCUGGAGCCAACAGUUAUAGAUGAGGUGCGCACUGGAACGUACAGGCAGCUCUUCCACCCGGAGCAGCUGAUCACCGGGAAGGAAGAUGCCGCCAACAACUACGCCCGCGGCCACUACACCAUCGGCAAGGAGAUUAUUGACCUGGUGCUGGACCGCAUACGCAAGCUGGCCGACCAGUGCACUGGACUGCAGGGCUUCCUAAUCUUCCACUCUUUUGGAGGAGGCACUGGAUCUGGCUUCACUUCUCUGCUGAUGGAGCGCCUCUCUGUCGACUACGGCAAGAAGUCCAAGCUGGAGUUUGCAAUUUACCCAGCUCCUCAGGUGUCCACUGCAGUAGUUGAGCCGUACAACUCCAUUCUCACCACCCACACCACUCUGGAGCACUCAGACUGUGCCUUCAUGGUGGACAAUGAAGCAAUCUACGACAUCUGCCGCAGAAACCUUGACAUCGAGCGCCCCACUUACACCAACCUGAACCGGCUGAUCGGCCAGAUCGUGUCCUCCAUCACUGCCUCUCUGCGCUUUGAUGGAGCUCUAAACGUGGACCUCACAGAGUUCCAGACCAACUUGGUGCCCUACCCUCCCUCCCUCUCUUCCGCGGCGCGCACUGGUUCAAACCUGACGCACAAACCACGCCUACUCUCACAGCAGUAUAAAAGCAGCGGUCGCGCACUAUCUGCCAGAGUGAGCUGCCUUUACACAAGACUCUUCGACGUCCCUGUAGAGGUGAAAUCAGUCAGAAAAAAUGCGUGA